AAAAAUUGCGAGGUCUUGCCAUUUUUUCAGCUUCAUUUCCUCGACUACAUAGUUUAAUGCUAAACAAUCAGUUUAGUUCACUCUCGAAUUUGGCGGUUCCAAGUUUGCAAUCCAUUCCUGAGACAAAAUUUUGAAUGCGAGAAAAACGACCAAUCGCGGUAAACGUAGGAUACCGUUAACUGUCAUUCUACUAUUAAUAGCGACUAAAAUUGUUGAUGAAUUUGGUGACAAUGUCACAUAUGAUAGAACAUAAAGAACAGAGAAUUUUUCGAGGAGUGACGAGUGACCCUACCAGACCCUACUGAUUCUUUAGCAUUAUACUGUGGCAAUAGUAUGUAUGAUAUGAGAGUUGGAUAUUAACGAAAUUUAAAGAUUGGUGAAAAACUAAGAAGUGUGAAUUUAGAUCCCUAACACUGUAACACUGAUAUUUAUCCGUAUAUUCAUAAAAUGAUGUUCAACAAGAUGAUGCUGCCCAUUUAAUAAAUAAAAUGGCAUGUCUGGUGGUUAGGCCGUACAAUGAGCAGCGGAGUAGCCAAAUAUGGCGUCGUCGCAGUGGUAUAGCAUGGAUCCACGCUGGCCUAGUAAUCUUCAUCUUGGUAUUCAUAUGGACCCAGAUGACGUACCUGAGCAUCAAUGGUUCAUCCCCGCAAUACUUAGAAUUAAACGAUAGUAACGCGGUUAUUCUGACCGUUCUAAACAUAUCUGAGAUUAAACGAAGUAUAGCACAAUACAACAGACAACAAAUCGUUUACAAUGAAAAUAUAUUUGAACCGCUUCAAAACGACUCGAUUGUCAUACUAGUUCAAAUACACGACAGAAUCACUUACUUGAGCCAUUUAAUUGUCAGCUUAGCACAAGCACCUGGUAUUUCUCAGACCCUUCUUAUUUUCUCUCAUGAUUACUAUGACGAGGAAAUCAAUAAUCUGAUCAGAAGCAUUGAUUUUUGCAAAGUGAUACAAAUAUUUUAUCCCUACUCCAUACAAACUCACCCGUACGAAUUUCCAGGAGAGGAUCCCGGAGACUGUCCUAGGAAUAUUACAAAAGACCUAGCUUUAAGAAAAAAAUGUAAUAAUGCACUUUACCCAGACGUCCGUGGGCAUUAUAGAGAAGCAAAAUUUACUCAAACAAAACACCAUUGGUGGUGGAAAGCAAAUAGGGUAUUUAGUGACCUGGAUAUUACCAGAAAUCACACCGGUCUGGUAGUUUUUCUUGAAGAGGAUCACUAUGUUGCUGAGGACUUUAUCCAUUUGUUGCGAUUGAUGGAACGGACCUACAAAGAAUAUUGUAAGCAUUGUAAUAUAUUGUCUUUGGGAACAUACUUGAAAACAUACAACUACUAUUCCGAUUCGAAAAAGAUAGAAAUAUCACCAUGGAUUAGCAGUAAACAUAACAUGGGAAUGGCUUUUAACAGAUCAACUUGGUUGCAGAUUGUAAAUUGUGCAUCAAAUUUUUGUAAAUAUGACGACUACAAUUGGGAUUGGUCGUUACAACAUGUAUCUCAAAACUGUUUGAAAGAUAAACUACAUGCAAUAAUAGCUCGUGCCCCCAGGGUUUUCCAUAUCGGAGAAUGUGGUGUUCAUCACAAGAAGAAAGACUGUCAGUCUACGGCAAUGAUAUCAAAAGUUCAACAGGUCCUCAAAAAUGCAAAUAAAGAUUUAUACCCACAUCAUUUAAUAUUAACGUUCUCUAUAGUACUGAAAAAUACGAAACUUCGAAAGGGUUAUGGCGGAUGGGGCGAUAGAAGAGAUCAUAAGUUGUGUAUCGGUAUGACUAUAGGUGGAUAGCUGAUUUUAUUUUUGUUAUACUUUUGUUAUUUUGUUAUUUUGUUAAUAAAAUUAUAAAAUUUUAUAAA
Molecule: messenger RNA, 1852 nt
Organism: Diabrotica virgifera virgifera (western corn rootworm)
Lineage: Eukaryota; Metazoa; Arthropoda; Insecta; Coleoptera; Chrysomelidae
Product: alpha-1,6-mannosyl-glycoprotein 2-beta-N-acetylglucosaminyltransferase-like
Exons: 6
Coding region: 489-1784 (431 amino acids)
Biological process (GO): protein N-linked glycosylation; oligosaccharide biosynthetic process
Cellular component (GO): Golgi membrane; Golgi stack
Molecular function (GO): alpha-1,6-mannosylglycoprotein 2-beta-N-acetylglucosaminyltransferase activity
Source: RefSeq, a predicted model, not a curated record